AUGAAGAGGAAGAGGAAGAAGAGUAGGGGUGUUGUGAAGGUGGAAACGAAAGGUGGGGAUGAGGAAAUGACGGUGGAGAUGGAGGAAGAAGUGGUGGAAGGGAAGGAAGAAGAGAUACAGGAGGUCAAGAGAGAGGAAGAAGUUGAACGUUGA
Molecule: messenger RNA, 153 nt
Organism: Endocarpon pusillum Z07020
Lineage: Eukaryota; Fungi; Ascomycota; Eurotiomycetes; Verrucariales; Verrucariaceae
Exons: 1
Coding region: 1-153 (50 amino acids)
Source: RefSeq, a predicted model, not a curated record